AUUUUGCUAACAUCGAUUAAAUUUCGAUGGGUCGAAAAAUGCAUAAUAAAAUAUCGAUUUUUAUUUCAACACUGAGAACAGAACUUUAAGUAAUAGUUAGUAUUAUGGUAUCAGUAUCGGUUCAUAAGAUACGUGUGGUGUAAGUGUAUUGAUAUUAACUAUUAUUUCUCUAAAAUAACAUAUGAUUAAUUCUGUAUAUAUGUAUUUUAUGUAUAUAUAAAAUAAUACAAUGAAGUCAUCAAGAUUAGCACAUAUAUUUUCAUUUAUCUUAAUGGUGAACAUUGUGUCAUCGGAAUUUUCAGCUGAUGAUUGUAAAAGUUUAGGUUUCAAUAAAGCUAAUUUACUUUGUUCUACCUGUGAGGAAUUUAAUAAACAUGGUUUAACAGAAAUAUUGAGUAAUUGCAAAGAAUGUUGUUUGAAAGACGAUGAUUAUGAUGCAUCUGGAUUAAAAAAAUACCCACGUGCUGUUCUGGAAGUAUGCACAUGCAAGUUUGGUACAUAUCCACAAAUACAAGCUUUCAUAAAAAGUGACCGACCGAGCAAAUACAAAAAUUUACAAAUAAAAUAUGUUAGAGGCUUAGAUCCAAUAAUUAAAUUAUUAGAUGCGGAUAAUAAAGUUGAAGAUAUUUUGGACAUACAUAAAUGGGAUACUGAUUCUGUUGAUGAAUUUUUAGCAACUCAUCUUUCGAUGGAUUAAUAUUGUUAUUGAUAAUGGUAUAUAUUUGUUUUAUUAUUAAAUGUAAAUAAUCAUGUUUGCUAUGUAAUUUACGUUCAAAAAGUAUUUUUAAUUAGAUCACUGCUCCUUCCUAUCUUAAGAAUUCUUUAAUUCUAUGAUACUAAAAAAAUACUUUGUGACAACACUAUAUAAAUGGUAUUCAUAUUAGAAAGGUGCAAAAUAAAACUCAUUAUUUUUUAGAC
This is a messenger RNA of Bombus terrestris (buff-tailed bumblebee), 918 nucleotides long. Its product is annotated as selenoprotein F. The coding region runs from base 230 to 697 and encodes 155 amino acids. The record is from RefSeq and is a predicted model, not a curated record. Gene Ontology annotation, molecular function: oxidoreductase activity. The transcript has 4 exons. Gene Ontology annotation, cellular component: endoplasmic reticulum lumen. NCBI's taxonomy places the organism in Eukaryota, Metazoa, Arthropoda, Insecta, Hymenoptera, Apidae.